AUGGCUAAAAGUAAACCUAGAGUAAACAACACUCGUGCCGCAAGGCGAGCGGCUUCGCCGGUAGACAAGUCUCUGGUUGCUGCCCCUCGAGCUGAAUCGCCAGCCGCUGAACGUCCUUCCGUCUUGGCCGAGCGUCGCAGUUCCGGUAUUCAGAAGAGACAGGCACAGAAGAAGAUGUCCAGGUCGCAGCGUUUGAGACAGCAGAAGGGCAUGGACCGAGCGGAGGCAGUCUCAGACCAGUUGCAAAUUAAGAAGGCCAAAAGUAUCGUUCGCGGAAAGGCUGUUAGAGCUCGAAGUGGUGAAUGGGAAGAGUUGAACAAGAAAGCUUCAAAAUCAGCUUUCGCUGCUCUCCAGCAGGACGAUGAAGACGAUGAAGAUGAUAAUGAUUCCAUGGCUGAAGAUACUGCGCCCACAAAGUCCAAACCCAACCCCUUUGCUGCUUCUCAUGAGGCCGAUAUGGUGGAGGAUCCUGCGACCGUUGAUGAAGAUGAUCAGAUCACUUGA
This is a messenger RNA of Penicillium verhagenii, 504 nucleotides long. Its product is annotated as Alb1 domain-containing protein. Lineage: Eukaryota; Fungi; Ascomycota; Eurotiomycetes; Eurotiales; Aspergillaceae. The record is from RefSeq and is a predicted model, not a curated record. Gene Ontology annotation, cellular component: preribosome, large subunit precursor; nucleolus. Gene Ontology annotation, biological process: ribosomal large subunit export from nucleus. Bases 1 to 504 code for a protein of 167 amino acids. The transcript has 3 exons.